UUGUUCAUUUUACUAACAUUUAUAUAUUCUUAAACAUGAAAGACUAUCAAAUUAAGCCUUUUUGUUCACAAACACCAUCAUAAAUAUUAUUGGAUUUAAAAAUAAUUAAAAAUAUUUGGCAAUAAAAUCUAGAAAAUAAUAAUUUAGCUUCUUCUCCCAAUUAAAAAAGAGAGUGAGAGAGAGAGGAGCUAUUGUUUUCUUUGGAGUGAUUGAUUACUAUAAAAGUCCACAACGGCAAGGUUUUGGAGGUUUAGCCUUUGUUUUUUGGUUUGAGAUUCCUACUUCUAUCAGGAUUAGGGUUUACAAGUUCUAUUUGUUCCUGAAUUAGGAUUUUGUCUAAGGCGGCUAGGUUUUUCUUUGACCUUUCUUUCUCUCUAUUCCAUAUAAUGUUAUUCUGCCUUCCUUUUUUUUCAUCAUAAUACACUCCCACUACCUUGAAAAGUUCUUACAAAUUUUCCCACUUCCUUUAUUCAAUUCCCAUACUUUAGCUUUGAAAAUUCUCAGCUUUUCUCUUUAAAUUCGUUCUUUGAUCCAAAUCCUCAUCUGGGUAUUUUUUAUUCUUUGCUGAGUAUUGAGCAUUAAUCGUCUCCAUUCUCAAGUUAUUCAAUUUUGAUUUUUUUAAUACUGGUUUAAUCAGAUAGCAUUGAUCCAAUUCACUUUGGCAGUUGACUUCGGUAGAUUAAUUAAAAGUUAAAGUUUUGGGAUAUUGUUGGAUUCGAUUUUAAGCCUUUACUGAUUAUCAUUAUGAGUUAUCCUGAAUCUUGCUCUUCCUUUAUGAGACAGCAUCAAUCAACUUAUGCUGGCAGUGAUGCCAUUGGGAUUUGGCCUGAAUUUGCUAUGAAUGAUGGGCAAUUUGACCCACAUUCAGAGGUUGAACAACAACAACAACCUCCCUUCAAAAGACCUAGACAUUCUGACGAUAGCCAAUCGAAUGUUGUGCGAUGCACGCCCACAAAUUUCAGGAUGCCUUUAAAUCCUGCAGUCAAUAAGGGAACGAGUAAUAUUUUCUUUAAAACUCGUAUGUGUUCGAAAUUUAGAUUGGGUACUUGUAGGAAUGGUGAAGGUUGCAAUUUUGCUCAUGGCAUUGAGGAUCUGCGUCAGCCCCCUCCUAAUUGGCAAGAACUUGUUGGUGGAUGCGAUGAAGAACGUACAUCAGGGAAUUGGGACGAUGAUCAGAAGAUAAUCCAUCGGAUGAAGCUCUGUAAGAAGUUUUAUAAUGGCGAGGAAUGUCCAUAUGGGGACAGAUGUAAUUUUCUUCAUGAAGCCCCAUCAAAGUUCAGGGAUGAUAUGGGGAGAUUUAGGGAGAGUUCAGCUAUUAGCAUUGGCACAACAGGCCCAUCUGCAGGGCAUGGAACUGCAUCUGAUCAUUCAGAAGGAAAUAGGCCUUUAAACAACACUGAUUCAGAUGCUUUUCGAGGAAAUAUGAAGCCUAUGUAUCCUGUCUAUUGGAAAACAAAGUUAUGUAUUAAGUGGGAGACAACAGGUCACUGCCCCUUCGGUGAGAAAUGUCACUUUGCUCAUGGGCAAUCAGAGUUGCAGGGGAUAGGUGUACGUGUUGAUGGGGACCUGGGGAAUACAGGGCCUGGUUUGGCAAGAACUGCUUCCAUUUCAACAAAAAUUCACAACCUUCCUGCUGAUGAUCCACCUACGGUGACAGCUAGUGUCCGUUCUUUAAAUGAAGAAGCACAAGCUAAGAAAUGCUUGUUCAAAUGGAAAGGACCGAGGAAAAUCAAUAGGAUUUAUGGCGAUUGGCUCGAUGAUCUGCCAUUGGUACACAAUUUGCCCAGUCAGGUGGAGAGUUGAGUUCAAAACUUCAAAUUCAAGUUUAAUAUCGGACCUGAAGAUUUAAGAUUAUUCUUUUGAGUUCUGUUUUCGAGGUUUUGGCCUCCAUUGAAUCAUUUAAAAAGUAUGCAACUUCUUUUUCCUUUUCUUUAUUUUAUAAAAGAAAUUAUUUUCCUUUUCAAAUUAUUGUAUCUCAGCUACAAGCUAUGCUUGUUUUGUCUGGUCAAAUAGGGUUUCUGUUUUCCUUCCUUUGUUACCCUUCUUUUAAGGGUUGAAAAAUCAAAUAAUUGUGUUUAGAUAAUGUAAGUAUCAAAAUCAAAGCUAGAGUUUGAGUAAAGAUAUAUCCAAUCAAUUAUCUUUUUAUUGCAUUAAUAAUGGUUUCUUUUUAAGC
Messenger RNA from Durio zibethinus, 2173 nucleotides. Its product is annotated as zinc finger CCCH domain-containing protein 39-like. NCBI's taxonomy places the organism in Eukaryota, Viridiplantae, Streptophyta, Magnoliopsida, Malvales, Malvaceae. The record is from RefSeq and is a predicted model, not a curated record. Gene Ontology annotation, molecular function: mRNA binding; metal ion binding.